Molecule: messenger RNA, 435 nt
Organism: Bursaphelenchus xylophilus (pine wood nematode)
Lineage: Eukaryota; Metazoa; Nematoda; Chromadorea; Rhabditida; Aphelenchoididae
Source: the annotation of a GenBank genome assembly
AUGCCGCAAUGCACUGUGCGAUUUGAAGAAAUGCCGCAAAGCACUGUGCAUUUUGAAGAAAUGUCGCACUGCACUGUGCGCUUCGAAGAAGUGUCGCAUUGCACUGUGCGCUUAGAAGAAAUGUCGCAAUGCACUGUGCGAUUUGAAAAACUGUCGCAUUGCACUGUGCGCUUUCAAAAAUGCCGCAAUGCAAUGUGCGAUUUGAAGAAAUGCCGCAAAGCACUGUGCAUUUUGAAGAAGCGUCGCGUUGCACUGUGCGCUUUGAAGAAAUGUCGCAUUGCACUGUGCGCUUUGAUGAAAUGUCGCGUUGCACUGUGCGAUCGUUUUGCCGGCCUUCCCGCCGCACUGUGCGAUCGUUUCUCCGGUCGCACGCUGCCUCAAAACAGUCAUGUCUGCUCGUUCAGCGCCACAGAACAGGGACGCUCCCAACAAUGA